AGUUAACUAUUAAACAGAAAACGGAGAGACGCUGAUGUCUGAUUUAUUUUCAUCCUAUGAAAGCGAUUUCCAACUCGCCAUUCAGGACGCUAAGUCAAAGUUAUCAUCUGUUUCAGCUGUAUCAGAAGCAGGACAAAGGAGGCUGGCUUUAAAGUCAAUAGAACACGCUACCGAUGAAUGUUUGGAGUUAUUGGAUCAAAUGAACUUGGAAGUACAGAAUCUACCAUCCAACCAAAAGUCUCAGUACAACACAAAGGUACGUCUGUACAAAACCCAGGUGAAUGAGUGUAAAACCAAGUUAAAACAAUUAUUAGACGACCAGGAUAAGUACGAAUUGUUUGGAAACAGGUAUACUGAUUCAGGCGAUGGGGACGACAUACACGAUGACCAAAGAAAGCUGUUAUUGUCGAACAAUGCGUCGUUGGAAAGAAGUAGUGAACGGUUAAGAGACAGUCAGAGAAUUGCCCUUGAGACCGAGUCCAUUGGAGGAAAUAUCUUGAACGAUUUGAGGGCCCAAAGGGAGCAAAUCAGUGGAGCCAGAAACACAUUGUUGACGGCCGAGGGGUAUGUUGAUAAGUCCAUUCAAACUUUGAAGUCCAUGAGUAGACGAUUGACUGCAAAUAAAUUCAUCAGUUAUGCUAUUAUUGCCGUAUUAAUCAUCUUGAUUUUCUUGGUUCUUGCCAGCAAAUUCUGGUAAACCGCUCUACGUCAAAUCUCGCCCAAGCUUAUGAAAUAGUUUUAUAAUGAAUAUAAGGAAUCUGUUGUGAUAGCCGCUCACGCAAAUAGAGUCAGAACUUUUAGCAUUUUUUUUGGUGACAACCGAAUUGCGGACCGACUAAUCACAUUAUUUUAAUUAUUCAUCUCAAAGCAUCGCUCUUUUUAUUCACGGUUAACUCACCACCGAUGUUGAGAUUGAAGCAUACUGUGUCCUCCGGUCUAUUGCCGAUAUUUAGGCUUCGCAUGGAUAUUGCCAGAGCUGGUUUAUCCCAUAAUUACUGGACAUCUGUUGGCCACGGUUCAAGCUCUUCCAUCAGAGGCUUCCAUACUUCGAUACCCAAAUUACAUGGACAUGUCCACAAAGCUAAACCCGGUGAAGAGUUACAUGUUACUUUCAUAACAAAGGACGGGAAGCAGAUCGAGGUUGAAGCGGCGGCUGGUGAUAACCUAAUGGAUAUCGCCCAGGCCCAUGGAUUAGACGUUGAAGGUGCUUGUGGAGGUUCUUGUGCUUGUUCCACCUGUCAUAUGAUUGUUGAUCCCGAAUUCUACGAUGAUAUUCCGGAACCUAGUGAUGACGAAAACGAUAUGUUGGAUUUGGCCUUCGGAUUAACAGAGACGUCAAGAUUGGGUUGUCAAAUUCAUAUGACUCCAGAGUUGGACGGCGUCCGAAUCGCCUUACCGGCGAUGACCCGUAAUUUGCAAAUCAAGGACUUCAACUGAGAUGUUCUACCUCAGUGGGACUUCUCUACAAAAUAUUAUGAACUAUGUUCAUUCCUAAUUUUUGUCAUAAUAAUGAGGGCCCUGGAAAAUCGGACGUCUAAACACGAAAUGGUGUCAAAAUUGGUAUGGUUACAGCUGUCAGAAGAGCUUCGUUCAGUGCUACAUGUGACAUCAUUCACCCCCUUACAGUGUAUAUAUACUUGUAAAUAAGUGAUCUAAUAAAGGUCAAACUAU
This is a messenger RNA of Yamadazyma tenuis ATCC 10573, 1671 nucleotides long. NCBI's taxonomy places the organism in Eukaryota, Fungi, Ascomycota, Pichiomycetes, Serinales, Debaryomycetaceae. The record is from RefSeq and is a predicted model, not a curated record.